Messenger RNA from Callithrix jacchus (white-tufted-ear marmoset), 4611 nucleotides. It is a transcript of the gene CRX, whose product is annotated as cone-rod homeobox. The record is from RefSeq and is a predicted model, not a curated record. Gene Ontology annotation, biological process: regulation of transcription by RNA polymerase II; multicellular organism development. Lineage: Eukaryota; Metazoa; Chordata; Mammalia; Primates; Cebidae. Gene Ontology annotation, molecular function: DNA-binding transcription factor activity, RNA polymerase II-specific; RNA polymerase II cis-regulatory region sequence-specific DNA binding. Gene Ontology annotation, cellular component: nucleus.
CCCCCUCCCAGCCAAUGUCACCUCCUGGUGCCCAGUGGAGUCCCCCACCUUGGCCGGGAUUACCCUCCGAGAUCCAGGCCAUGACAAAUGACAUCACUCCCAGCCCGGGCUUAAAAUCUCCCCAUGUGAGGGGACGUGUUUCCUCCAGCCUCUGCAGUCUGCCCGCUCUAUGUCCUGGGCCACCAGGAGAGCCCCGUCCCUCCUUUCUGAAGUGCCCAGUGUGUGGUUGGGAUUUGCCUAAAUAUGUGUUGCAUAGAUGGAUGAAUGAAUGACAGGCGUGGGACCGACAGACAUACAGGAAGAGAGCUCAGGUCUAUGGCUGCAGCGGGAAGGACUCCGGGUGGACUUGAGCCUGCCUGAGCGAGCGGGAAUGUGAUGACUGGGGAUCACUGUGCUGGUGAAUCCAUCACCUGGGACCUCAAUGCACCCAGAGGCUCUGGCUCUCAGCCCAGACUCUACUUCAGGACUGGAGGCUCCUCAUGCCUGCACCCUGCUAACUUCCAGCACAGUCAUCCUGUCUCAUCUUCUGCAAAAGUAAUUUUUUUUUUUUUUUGAUGAAGCUCUGUUGCCCACGCUGGAGUGCAGUGCCAUGAUCUCCACUCACUGCAGCCUCCACCUCCUGGGUUCAAGCAAUCCUCCUACCUCAGCAUCCUGAGUAGCUGGAAUUACAGGUGUGCGCCACCAUGCCCAGCUAUUUUUUUGGAUUUUUGGGUAGAGAUGGGGUUUCAUCACAUUGGCCAGGCUGGUCUGGAACUCCUGGCCUCAAGCGAUCUGCCUGCCUCAGCUUCCCUAAAUGCUGGGGUUAUGAGAGUGAGCUAUCGCGCCCCGCCCAUCUUCUGCAAAACUCUGAUUGACGCCUUGUUUCUUGUCUGUCCCUGUCAGAAGAGCUGAGACCUUGUCUGUCUUGUUCUCAGCUGUUUUCCCAGUGCCUGGGUCAGUCCUAGACACACAGCCCCUGACUUGGGCCUCAGUGUCCCUGAAGAUCAUGAUGGCGUAUAUGAACCCGGGGCCCCACUAUUCCGUCAACACCUUGGCCCUCAGUGGCCCCAGCGUGGAUCUGAUGCACCAGGCUGUGCCCUACCCAAGCGCCCCCAGGAAGCAGCGGCGGGAACGGACCACCUUCACCCGGAGCCAACUGGAGGAGCUGGAGGCACUGUUUGCCAAGACCCAGUACCCGGAUGUCUAUGCCCGCGAGGAGGUGGCUCUGAAGAUCAGUCUGCCCGAGUCCAGGGUUCAGGUUUGGUUCAAGAACCGCAGGGCUAAAUGCAGGCAGCAGCGGCAGCAGCAGAAACAGCAGCAGCAGCCCCCAGGGGGUCAGGCCAAGGCCCGGCCUGCCAAGAGGAAGGCGGGCACAUCCCCAAGACCCUCCACGGAUGUGUGUCCAGACCCCCUGGGCAUCUCAGAUUCUUACAGCCCCCCUCUGCCCGGCCCCUCAGGCUCCCCCAGCACAGCUGUGGCCACUGUGUCCAUCUGGAGCCCAGCCUCAGAGUCCCCUUUGCCUGAGGCGCAGCGGGCUGGGCUGGUGGCCUCCGCACCAUCUCUGACCUCGGCCCCCUAUGCCAUGACCUAUGCCCCGGCCUCCGCUUUCUGCUCUUCCCCCUCUGCCUAUGGGUCUCCAAGCUCCUAUUUCAGUGGCCUAGACCCCUACCUUUCUCCCAUGGUGCCCCAGCUGGGGGGCCCGGCUCUUAGCCCCCUCUCUGGCCCCUCCGUAGGGCCCUCCCUGGCGCAGUCCCCCACCUCCCUAUCAGGCCAGAGCUAUGGCGCCUACAGCCCCGUGGAUAGCUUGGAAUUCAAGGACCCCACGGGUACUUGGAAAUUCACCUACAAUCCCAUGGACCCUCUGGACUACAAGGAUCAGAGUGCCUGGAAGUUUCAGAUCUUGUAGAGGAUGCAGUCUCCAUCUCUCUCCAUCCGGCCUCGGGACCCUCUCUCAUCUAAAUCUGCUUCCCUGCAGCUUAGAUCCCGGGAAGGCAUCCCUGAGAAAGCAGCUGGAACCAGCGGUCCUUCCCAAGACGGUGGCCUCUGUGGCUCUGGGUCCAGCUUACCUCCACAGAGCCCACCCCUUUCCUCCACAGGGAGAGGCUCCUCCCUCUCCUGGGACAGCUCAGAGGUCCUAGUGAUUGUCUCAACCCCAACACUCUCUGGCACGAUUGUGACCGCUGAAGUACGCCACGAGCUCCAGGCUUCAGAAACUGCUGCUGAGAACUUGCUCCAAGAAGAAAUCAAACCAAAAGUUGAUUUGGGGUCAUGUGUAGGUCAGAAUCACCAUGUCCUUGAAUGCCCUUGAACAAGCAGGUAGUGGGGCUCGACUCCUUAACUUUCCACAUGGACAUUUUUUUUUUCCUUUUUUUUUGAGAUGGAGUCUCGCUGCCACCCAGGCUGGAGUGCAGUGGUGUGAUCUCGGCUCACUGCAACCUCCAUGUCUCGGGUUCAAGUGAUGCUCCUUCCUCAGCCUCCUGAGUAGCUAGGAUUACAGGUGUGCCCCACCACGCCCGGCUAAUUUUUGUAUUUUCAGUAGAAACGGGUUUUCAGCAUAUUGGCCAGGCUGGUCUCGAACUCCUGACCUCAAGUGAUCCGCCUGCCUCGGCCUACCAGAGUGCUGGAAUUACAGGCGUGAGCCGCCGUGCCAGGCCCUACACAUGGACAUUUCUUUAGCAUAUGGUUACGGACCCUUCUAGAAAUUCCAAAGACAGACUUUAAGAAGCCCCUUCGGGAAACCUUAGGCCAAUGACGCAGUUACAUUAAAAAGAAAUUAUCUGGAAAUUUGACAGACUUCACAGAUAUCAGGCUUACACGGUAGGUGUAGGGGGCUGUGUGAGAGAGAAAGAGCUAUAUCCAUAUACGUGGAUACACAUAUAUGUACUUCUUAGUUUCUUCUUAAAGACAUUUUAUCACUCAUUCUCGCAUUAGCACAUUGGGAAUGCAUCGAUUUGGUAGAAAGGCAACUUGCCUGUUCCAGCUCUGCUCCUUUGUUCUUUUGUUUUAGCAUUUUCUAAAGGUGAAUUUCAUCCAGACACCGGUGGAAUUGGGCAGCUGCAUGGGACGAACCACCCAUAGUUGUGGCUAUUUCACAGAGAAGCUGGAGCCUCCAAUGUGUAAAUAAGAGACAGGAAGAGGGGAAAUAGAUGUGGAGGAGGCAGCCCUACGUUUCAAACAUACAUUCCCUUUUUUAGAUUUUUUUUUUUUAAUUGCUUUUCAGUUUUGAUGGUGGGAUUGAAAACUAGAACUUGGCUUGAGGACGUUUUCCAGGGGGGGCACCAUUAUUUCUUGGAAUAGAAUUUUACUCAUGGUGACACAGGCAAGCCCUUGUGAGAACCUGAAGAUGGAUUCAGGUCGUUGAAUGCUCAGAAGUUGGGUGUUGGGCCCCUGCCUCCUCAGUCGGAGUUCGCCUUUCAUUUUCGGGUGGGGAGGCGGGAUCGGAGAGCCCUUCAGUGGAGUUCAGGAGUCGAGGUACAAAAAGAAAGUCGGGCAGGAGGGCAGUGGUGUGCUGGCAGGAGCUAACAACAGGCUCUCCCAGGAAGAAGAAAAGCUUGGUGUGCAGCGUUUGCCAAUUUCCGUGGUGUAAAUACUCCAACCACGGAUGACUUCAAGCUAGCAACCUGAGGUCACUGGACUAUGAGCUGGGAAGAGAUAGGGCACCAUCUGUGCUUACGAGCAGGUACACACUGUCAGCAGCACCCCAAUGUUAGGAGAAAGGCUGGGUGUGAAGAGAGGCCGGGAGGUGUCAGAUGUUUCCAGCACCAGACCCCCUGAGGGGCACACCCUGAUCUCCAGAGCCCCAAAAGAAGCUUUUAUUCAACAUAAAACACAUUCAUCUCUCAUGGGCCCCAGUCAUGCUGGAUUCUGGGACAUUAAGCCCAGGAGUGGGCCAGGUGUGGUGGCUCAUGCCUGUAGUCCCAGCACUUUGGGAGGCCGAGGCAGGCGGAUCGCCUGAGGUCAGGAGUUCGAGACCAGCCUGGCCAACACGGUGAAAGCCCGUCUCUACGAAUAAUACAAAAAUUAAGCCAGGUAUGGUGGUGGGCGCCUGUAAUCCCAGCUACUCGGGAGGCUGAGGCGGGAGAAUCACUGGAACUCGGGAGGCGGAGGUUGCAGUUAGCAGAGGUCGCACCACUGCACUCCAGUCUGGGCGACAAGAACGAAAUUCCAUCUCAAACACAACAACAAUGAAAAAACCCAGGGAUGGCUCAGGUGUCCAGUGUGGGAUGAAAAUAUAAACAGAAGACAACCUGUGUCAUUGGGGAGGCUGGGGGAGCCAGACAAAACUCACACGGGAGGGGCAGGGAUGAGGUAACAUUGUGUCCUGGGUCUGUGUGAACGUUGGGACCAGAAUCCACUAUUGGUUACAUUCUUCAGAGACACUGACGCUCUGCACUGGAGCCCAGGACUAGGGCGUGGAUGAGAAUCUUCUCCUUAUUCAUGGGGGUGGCUGUGUCUUGUGCACAGCCCUAAAGCCAGGAAGAGUGACAAGGCUGGUGGCGGCAGAAGGAAGAAGCCGGGAGCCUCCCUGAGAAGGUGUCACUUUCUCUGUCCUCCUCUUCCCUACACCCUGGCCUCUGGGUCCCCCUUCUCUGGCCACUCGAAGAAUGAAACCGAUUAAAAUGUUGGAUCUCA